Colletotrichum abscissum is the source of this 1155-nucleotide messenger RNA. RefSeq names its product arsenical-resistance protein. Bases 1 to 1155 code for a protein of 384 amino acids. Gene Ontology annotation, cellular component: plasma membrane. Lineage: Eukaryota; Fungi; Ascomycota; Sordariomycetes; Glomerellales; Glomerellaceae. Gene Ontology annotation, molecular function: antiporter activity; antimonite transmembrane transporter activity; arsenite transmembrane transporter activity. The transcript has 4 exons. The record is from RefSeq and is a predicted model, not a curated record. Gene Ontology annotation, biological process: antimonite transmembrane transport; arsenite transport.
AUGCAGGAUCUGAGAGUGAAAACAGACGGAAACCAGGUUGAGAAACCGAGUGAACAUGGUACAAAUCGAGAUGUCGAGCAGCAACAGUCUAUCGAAUCCACGUGCGAACAAGGUCCCUCAGUCUUCAAGUCUCUCGGUAUUCUUGAUCGGUUUCUAGCCGUCUGGAUCUUUCUCGCCAUGUUGAUUGGCAUUCUCCUUGGAAACUUUGUACCCAAUGCCAGGCCAGCGCUGCAACAGGGUAAGUUUGCUGGCGUCUCUGUGCCGAUAGCCGUUGGUCUGCUGGUGAUGAUGUACCCCAUAUUGUGCAAGGUGCAGUAUGAGAAACUACACACCAUCUUCCGUACGAGAGAGAUUUGGAUCCAACUCGGCUUCAGCAUUAUCCUCAACUGGAUAGUGGCACCGUUAUUUAUGCUUGCCUUAUCGUGGGCGUUCCUACCGGACAAGCAGGGUCUCAGAAACGGCUUGAUUCUUGUUGGAGUCGCAAGGUGCAUCGCCAUGGUGCUGAUUUGGACAAGCCUGGCAAGAGGAGAUGGAAACUACUGCGCGAUUCUCGUGGCAGUCAACUCUUUUCUGCAAAUCGUCCUCUUCGCCCCUGUCGCCCUGCUCUUCAUUCGAGUAAUAGGUCAAGACUACAGUAUCUCAUCUAUCUCUUACUCGACAGUGGCCUCAGCAGUUGGCAUCUUUCUUGGCAUUCCUCUUGGUGCGGCCAUCCUCACGCGGCUGUCACUGGUCUACACCACGGGGGUCGACACCUACAACAGCAAGGUCAUACCUUUUCUGGCCCCUUGGUCACUCAUCGGUCUUCUGUACACCAUCAUCGUCCUCUUCGCCUCUCAGGGCUCCCAAGUCGUCCAUCAAAUCGUCUCCGUGGUGCGAGUGGCGGCGCCGCUGGUGGUCUACUUCUCCGUCAUUUUCUCGGCGACCCUGCUCGUCGCUCGCAGACUGGGAUUCCGCUACGGCCUCGCAUGCACCCAGGCCUUCACGGCGGCCAGCAACAACUUUGAGCUAGCCAUCGCGAUCGCGGUCGCGGCGUACGGGCCAGAGUCGGACGAAGCCCUUGCCACAACUGUCGGGCCGCUCAUCGAAGUGCCGGUGCUUCUUGGACUGGUCUACUUUGUCAAGUGGUUUGCUAAGCGUUACAACUGGGAGGACUGA